AUACUUUCUAUGCAGGAAGAAGAACAUACAUAUAUAUAUUAUAUAAUACGGGUUCAUGAGACCAGCAAGCUACCACGUAUCACGUGUGCCUUACAAGGCUAAUAAUAAUAUUAGCAGUAACUAAGACACUAAUCACCUACAUAAUACAUAUAUAGGAUAAUUUGCUAAGCAUAAAGCUUCCUGACUGCAUGUUCCUUGGUUUUCUUCCCUCUUGAUACUCAACACAAAACUGAAAGUGCUAAGCUUUGGACUUUUUGGUUUAUUGGCUGCUUUUUUUGGGGGGGAUUCCUGGAAAUGAAUUCAAUUCGGAACUGCUGCUUCUGCUGCUUUCUGAUGCUCCUUUUCAGUUUUGGUGGCACCAUUAUUAGUGCUGCUGUAAUGGUUGGUGGCAGCAGUAGCAGCAGCAGGGUACUUAAUGGCAUUAAGUUGGAGCUUGCGGAGAGCAGCUUUGCCCAAAUCAAUCCCGCAGAUAUCAGAGAGCCUGACAAGAUAGAGCAGCACGUCAGAGAGCUCCUCCCCAAGAUGAACUUUUUCUUCUUCCUUCCAGUCCGGUAGCCCCUUUGGCACCUCUCCUUUCCACUGGAAUAUCUCCGAUAGCUCCCCAACUUCCCCAACCUGCACACAGACAGAGUAACAAUCACUGUGACUAGAGGGAGAUAAUCAAAUCGAAAAGCUCGAUGAACAGUGGUACCAAAUCUUUUCUACUGUUUUUGGCUUUCAUGGGUUCAUUCUAUUUUCUCUUCUCUCUCUCAACAUUUUUCUUUGUUGGGUUGGAAAUGUCUCCUUCGGUUCCUUUUUGGGGAGUGUGAUGGUGGGUUCCCUCUCGCCCCAACACAAACAGACAUUAAAAGGGUAAAGGGAGAAGUUUUGACUAAAAUGGAUUCUCCGCCAUAGCCGCCGCCCUGCACUCACCACAAUCUAGCUUUAGCUUCGCAUCACCAACCAACCCAAAACCCUAACUGGGGAUUUAAGCAAGGGAAUUUCGAUUUUAAAAUGUUGUAAUCACAAUCACCAGCCCACUUGAGGCCAGGGAGCGAAUAAAUUAAGAAUGCCCCACAGGCCACAACCCCAGAAAUCGUGGACGAGAGAAUAUCAUCCGAAAUUCCAAAAUCCAGCUGUGUACUAUAAUCUGGUCAAACCACAGAAAACAAUAACACCCACCACGCCAAACACAAAAAAAGAUAAAAAGAAAAGGAUAGCUAGAGAGCGAAUAUCAAAUCAUGGACCUGCCCUGACAGCCUCAAUGAUCGAAAGAAGAGAGGGAACCCGUUGUAGAUUAAUCAAUAAAUAAAUAAAUUGAGGGAAAAAAACGGCGGAGAGGGGAAAAACGGAAAAAAGGUAGAGAUCAAUCGAAGGGUGCAAAAUUGGGGAAAGCAUUACAUACCAGAGCCAAGAGCAGGUUCCUGGGGCUGUGGAAACGAUCCCAAUCCCUUUCCCUGGCGAAUUCCGCCAUUUUCGUCUUGAGAAGAUCGAGCGACACACUACUGAUCUCCCCUGCUUCCGCCGCCGCCGCCGCCUCCCCCGUCAUUUUUUGUGAUCGCUUUGCCGAAAGAAACAAGCUAAGGAGAGAAGCCAAAACCCCGAGGAAGAUCUCCUAAGGGCGAGGCGAAUGAGUUUUGAUGCGAGAGAGAGAGAGAGAAGUGACAAGAGUAGUAGGGUGGAUUUCUGUUUUGUUUUGUUUAUAUAAAAGAAAGAGAAACAAAAGGAGGGGUAGGGGAUAGCGACGGAAAGUAGAGACGACGACGAGGGGUUGCUUUGGAAAGGGAAAACAAAAUUAUUAUUGUUAUUGUGUAAGUGGUCCGGUACUAUGUGGUAUGGUUCACCGUAAACCUCUGUACCUUUUCUUCUUUUUCCUUGCAGUUAUUUUUUUUGGUUAAUACAAUAUUAGUUCAAAU
This is a messenger RNA of Linum trigynum, 1895 nucleotides long. The record is from the annotation of a GenBank genome assembly. Lineage: Eukaryota; Viridiplantae; Streptophyta; Magnoliopsida; Malpighiales; Linaceae.